Messenger RNA from Camellia sinensis, 1025 nucleotides. Lineage: Eukaryota; Viridiplantae; Streptophyta; Magnoliopsida; Ericales; Theaceae. The record is from RefSeq and is a predicted model, not a curated record.
GAACCCAAAAAUCUCUCUGUUUUUGCGUAUAGUGGCUGUACUCUAUUCCUUCCUUUCUUCCUUCCUUCCCCCUCUCUCUCUCUCUCUCUCUCUCUCUCUCUAUUGAUGUAUUACAUAUUAGUGCAUCUCUAUAAUCUCUGAGCUGAAUCGUUUCCUGAGAUCAAGGUGCCACAGAUCCGGCGAUUUCUCUCUCUUGGAUCUCGGAAAUGGAGCAGAAAAAUCAGUGUUUGUUGUCUUCGUCUUCGACUCUCUUUUUACUUGUCUUCUUCCUUUUGACCAGCCUCUCUGUCUCUGCAUCUGCUUCCUCUUUCAUUUCAGAUGAUAUGUUUGGGGGUAGAUCUUUAAUGGGUCGGAAUCUUCUUCAAGCCAAGAAAGCUUGCCCUGUAAACUUUGAGUUUUUGAACUACACCAUCAUCACCAGCCAGUGCAAAGGACCGCAGUACGCCCCCAAUAUCUGUUGUCCAGCAUUUAAAGAAUUUGCUUGCCCUUAUGUGGAUGCGCUAAAUGACUUGUCUAAUGAUUGCGCUACAACCAUGUUCAGUUACAUCAACCUCUACGGGAAAUACCCACCUGGCCUUUUUGCCAGUGUGUGCCGGGAAGGGAAGCAAGGGCUUGCAUGCCCUGCAACUGCACCUACACAAUCGGCCGAUUCCAUCAGUGGAAGUCAGAGUGUACACGAUUCCAUCAGUGGAAGUCAGAUUGUACGCAAUCCAUCCCUGCUGCUAGUGCUCACGAAGGUCCUCCUAGUGGUGGUCUUAUGAUUGUUUUGAUGGGAUAUACGUUAUUUUCUUGAUAUGUAUACGUGGUUGUGCUUCGUUAACCUUGUUGAAAUCACAGUUUCUAAAGUGGGUUUUGGCCAUGGUUUCUUACAUUUGCUAGGGUUCCUAUUCUUUGAUUUCACUACUGAGAAAAUAGUGUUGUUUGUAUUGGUUUGUGCAUUAAUUUACCAGAUGUUCUGGAAAAAAUGAAAUUCUUGGUCUUCUCCAAGAUCUUUUAAUUUAAUAUAGGCUUCCAUUGAUUAUGUU